Messenger RNA from Protopterus annectens (West African lungfish), 2359 nucleotides. RefSeq names its product protein lifeguard 2-like. NCBI's taxonomy places the organism in Eukaryota, Metazoa, Chordata, Ceratodontiformes, Protopteridae. The record is from RefSeq and is a predicted model, not a curated record. Gene Ontology annotation, biological process: negative regulation of apoptotic signaling pathway. Gene Ontology annotation, cellular component: endoplasmic reticulum; Golgi apparatus; membrane. The transcript has 12 exons. The coding region runs from base 209 to 1144 and encodes 311 amino acids.
ACGAAUCAGCAGGGCAUGUGGACGCAGGAAUUGGUUUGUUUGCGUGAGGGAACCUUGGACAGCUCUCUCGCUGGGGUACUUGGUUUUGGCAUCUUUAUGAAAGCCUCAGUUUUGUUUUCCUGCGGGUAACGGGGUUUGGAUUUUUUCAAGGAGUUCCUGGAAUUAGUAAAUCCUUCAUUUCAUACAUCAUUAGCCACAAUAGCACACUAUGUCACUCCCAGCAGCUCCCCCAACAUAUGAUGAGGCUGUGGCAGGGACAAAGGAUCAGGCCUACUCUAUUCCACCAUAUGCCUUGCAUCAGCCUCCACCACCACCGCUCCCACCUCCAUCCACAGUACCCAUCCACCCUAGCUGGGGAUUUGUGCAUCACAAUCCAAGUCCUGGUUAUAGUAACCCUUAUGGCUCAGAUAUGUAUUCUCCUUAUUCUGAUCCCAGCAGUCACAGCAGCUAUGAUGGAGUCACUGCAGAGAACUGGGAAGAUAAAAAUAUCAGGCGCAUGUUUAUCAGAAAGGUUUAUACCAUUGUGAUGACUCAGUUGUUGAUCACAUUUGGAGUGGUGGCUGUCUUCACAUACAGUGAACAAGUACAGAGAUACAUCCAGAACAACAGUGCUUUAUAUUUCGCCUCAUAUGCAAUAUUCAUGUCCACAUACCUCGCUUUGAUUUGCUGCUCAGGUGUCAGGCGGAGAUAUCCAUGGAAUCUUAUACUUCUAAUUCUUUUCACCCUGGCUAUGUCAUAUAUGGCAGGAAUGUUAGCAAGUUACCAUAAUACCAAGAGUGUGAUGGUAUGCAUUGGAGUCACCGCUAUGGUCUGUCUCUCUGUUACACUGUUCUGCUUCCAAACCAAGUUUGAUUUCACUUCUUGCCAUGGACUGAUGUUUGCCUUAUCGAUGACACUGCUGCUGACAGGCCUGGUUAUGGCUUUUACCAUUCCUUUUGGAUAUAUACCUUGGUUACAAACUGUAUAUGCUGGUCUGGGAGCUGUAGCCUUUACUAUGUUCUUGGCCUAUGACACACAGCUGCUGAUUGGGAAUCGACGUUAUUCUCUUAGUCCUGAAGAGCAUGUCUUUGGAGCCCUAUGCCUUUACAUGGACAUUGUCUACAUUUUCAUCUUCCUGUUACAGAUUUUUGGGAGCCGAGAAUAAUGGAUUACUUUAGGGCAUAUUCCAAAGUUCACUGUAGAAGAUUCAGAAAGUAACUGUCAACAGCAGUCACCUUUAACUUAAUUUAGAAAGGAGGCAGAUUCAAUUUACUGUGUUUAGUAUAUGUGAACCUUUCCUAAAACCAGGCCUAAUAUGAUACUUUCAAUGUCUCCUACAUAAUUUAAGUCCCAACUGCCUUGUCUUGACAUAAAACUGCUGGCAAUAAUAUAUGGCCUAUCUGUCUAAAUGCAGUUCUUUCUUCCUGAAGUCAGACAUUUCACUUUGUUAUCUUAGAUUACCCAAACACCCCAUUUAUAGCAGUCAUAUCAAGAAAAACUUGACAAUUAAUGCUUACACAGCAGCAUUUUAAGUAUCUGAUAUACACAAAGCCUUUUAAGUUAACUCAACUUAUUAAAACAACUUUUUGGUCAAUAUAUAAUAAGACUAUGAUCAGUAGGAUCAGUGAAUUAUCUUCAGCAAAAAGGAAGAAAACUGGAGAAGUUACAACACUCAAUUUUCUACCCAUUGCUAAAAUGGGAAACUGAAACAGUAAGGUGGGUCAUUUUCAGUCAUAUACUUUGAAAUUAAUGAUACGGCAUGUCUGUGCUUCACUAAAACAAUCUAUUGACAUUUUUAAUCUGAGCAAUACAGUUAUAUGACUUUAUGAACAAAUUCUAUAUUUUGUUAUUGCUUUCUGUAAUGUUUUGGUUAGCAGUAUUUAUUUUGUUGUAUAUUUAUGAAAUCAUGUCAUUAACCACAUUAAGUUAUUUAGAAUAUUUUGUCUAAGUCAUGGUUCUGUUAUUUAUGUCACUAUUAACAUUAUCAUAUCAAGUUUGUUCAUUUAUUAAAUUGGCCAAGUGUAUUUUAUUCUACUGAUUUAUAUUUGCAAACUGUGUUUUAACCAAAUAAUAGGCUUACUUUAACAUAAAUUCAUAUUUAACAAUAUAACUCUUCUAAAGCUGGAAAUUAAAGAACACAUUUAGGGUUUUAAAUUCUAGAAGUGGUAUUGAAUUACUUCACUGUAAAUCAGUAGUCCUCCUUAAUAACUCCUGGAUAUAUUGCCUUUUACAGUGAAAUUAAUCUGAGCCAGAACAUUUAUAUUGUUUUGAUACAAGAUUUGGGUGAAACAAACUGUUCAGACCCAAAUGCAUUUUAAGCUGUAUAGCAUUAAUAUGUUGUUGCAUGGUUUCUCUAUUAAAUACACUUCUAAGAAAAUGA